Messenger RNA from Cicer arietinum (chickpea), 697 nucleotides. RefSeq names its product atypical leghemoglobin 2-1-like. The record is from RefSeq and is a predicted model, not a curated record. NCBI's taxonomy places the organism in Eukaryota, Viridiplantae, Streptophyta, Magnoliopsida, Fabales, Fabaceae. Gene Ontology annotation, molecular function: oxygen binding; heme binding.
AAUAGCUCUUCAUAUUCCCCAAACCUUCUAAAACAAGUAUUAGAUGUAUAUAAAAUAGAAAUAACAAAAGGAAACAAAAAAGACCAAAUAAUAAUAAUAAUACCAUGGAUGUUUUCACCGAGAAGCAAGAGGCUUUGGUGAAUAGUUCAUGGGAAGCAUUCAAGAAAAACAUUCCUCACCUUAGCAUUCUGUUCUAUACCUUGAUAUUGGAGAAAGUACCAGAAUCAAAGGAAAUGUUCUCAUUUUUAAAAGACUUUGAUGGAAUACCACAUAACAAUACAAUUCUUGAGGCGCAUGCUGAAAUGAUUUUUGACAUGACACGUGAUGCAGCUGUUCAGCUCCGAUCAAAAGGAAAGAUAGAUUUGGCCGAUGAUGUUACAUUAGAAUAUUUAGGCUCUGUCCACGUUCAAAAAGGAGUAAUUGAUCAUCAUUUUUUGGUAUUUAAAGAAGCAAUGUUGAAAACAAUAAAGAAAGCAAUGGAUGAUAAAUGGAGUGAGGAAUUGAGUUGUGCUUGGAGUAUACCAUAUGAUGAAUUGGCAGCUUCAAUUAAGAAGGCAAUGGGAUGGUGAAGUUGGAAACCAAUCAUAAACAAGUUUAUAAUAUGUGAUUUUGAUUUCACUAAAACUUGUUAAUAUAAAACAAGUUUCUUUUACAAAUGUCAAUUAAAAAUAAGUUAGUCACGGGCAACCUUGAAUUA